CGGCUUCACCUGCUCCUCCUACAGGCUAGCCGGGCUAGCUUCCGCUGUAGUCCCGAGCCGAAUCCCCGCUGGGUUGGAGCACCACACGGAACCUGCUGCUGGAUGAACCUUCAUCCAGAAACCAGAAGGAACCGCCUGCAUGGACGCUUCUUCUCCGCCUGUGACGGCGUCAUGGCCAGCUAGUGAGCAGCCCACGGCUAGCUGCAGCUAGCGGCUCCACUAGCUAAGAAUCCCGGCUAGCUCGAGGAUUUAACUCGGCUUUUCUCGCCUUCUUUAAGCCCGUUUCCGUGCCAUGCCAUCGGCUGCUUAACCGAGUCAGGAAGCUGGUGGGUCAUGCUGAGCGGGGAGCUGCGUGUCCUCCGAGCCUAGCAGGCACCAGCAGCAGCAGAUAAAGCGACCAUCUCCGGGGAAGAUGGCAUUUCACGGCGCGGGUCGGCAGACCGUGUGUGGAGACCUGUUUCCGGGCUCUGAGCUGGGCCACAAGUAUUUCUGUGUCAGCUCUUCCUGCGGAGCUCCCUCCACGGGCCUCAGCGCCACACCGUGCCUCACCGGACCCACCGCCCCUGCCGGGACCCCUCGUCACCCCACAGCUCUCGGAGGAAGCACCGGCGGCGGCGCGGCUGUGCCUCAGCCCUACAGCAACCCAGCCAGCGAGGUGCCAAGCCCCGCGGAGAUGGAGCCAGACCGGCCCAUCGGUUAUGGCGCAUUUGGAGUUGUAUGGUCGGUGACCGAUCCUCGGGACGGCCGGAAGGUGGCUUUGAAGAAGAUGCCCAACGUCUUCCAGAACCUGGUCUCCUGCAAGAGGGUCUUCAGAGAGCUGCGGAUGCUGUGCUUCUUCAAACACGACAAUGUUUUGUCUGCUCUGGACAUUCUGCAGCCUCCGCAGAUCGACUGCUUCGAGGAGAUCUACGUGAUAACAGAGCUGAUGCAGAGCGACCUCCACAAAGUGAUCGUGUCUCCUCAGCCUCUCACCACCGACCACAUCAAGGUCUUCCUCUACCAGAUCCUCCGAGGUUUGAAGUACCUGCACUCCGCUGGGAUCCUGCACAGAGACAUCAAACCUGGGAACCUGCUGGUCAACAGCAACUGCCUGCUCAAGAUUUGUGACUUCGGGCUGGCGCGCGUGGAAGAGCCCGACCCGUCGCGUCACAUGACGCAGGAGGUGGUGACGCAGUACUACAGGGCGCCGGAGGUGCUGAUGGGCUGCCGGCACUACAGCUCGGCCAUCGACGUGUGGUCUGUGGGCUGCAUCUUCGCAGAGCUGCUGGGGCGACGCAUCCUCUUCCAGGCUCAGAGCCCCAUUCAGCAGCUGGAUCUGAUCACAGACCUGCUGGGAACGCCGCCUCUGCCGGCCCUGGCGUCGGCCUGCGAAGGCGCCCGAGCCCACAUCCUGAGGGGGCCGCACAAACCGCCGUCGCUGUCGGUGCUCUACAUGCUGUCUGACGGAGCGACGCACGAGGCCGUGCACCUCCUCUGCCGGAUGCUGGUCUUUGACCCGGCUAAGAGGAUUUCGGGCAGCGACGCCCUCUCCCACCCUUACCUGGACGAGGGCCGCCUGCGUUACCACACCUGCAUGUGUCAGUGCUGCUACUCCGUUCCCAGCGGGAGGGUUUACACCCGGGACUUCGAGCCGGUGGCCGAGCGUCCGUUCAGCCACAGCUACGAGAACAGCCUGCUGUCCGUGUGGCAGGGAAAAGAGUUGAUCCAUCGCUUCAUCACGGAGCACCAGCAGGGCAAACGGGUGCCGCUGUGCAUCAACCCUCAGAGUGCUGCCUUCAAGACCUUCAUCAGGUCCACUGCGUGGCACUCCUCGAAGGUGUCCAGGAAGGAGGAGAGAUGAGCGGUCCCUCCUCUUCUCCUCGAGGAGCGGCGGCAGUUUGAGAGGAUUUCAUUGGCCGUGGCAUCUGAAAACACUGACGAGUUUGGGUCGUCUUUUUUUGUUUUUUUUUGUUUUUUUCUCCCCCUCCUUCUUCGUCCGGAGGAGGAACGGCACACCCGACCACAUCAGGGGAGAUCAUCGAACCCACCUCACGAAAACCCUCACAUGUCCCCUGUGAUUCGACCCAAACAGCUGAUGCUCUGCGUUUUUCGGUGCUGAUUUUAAAAAAACAAAAACAAAAAAAAGCUGCUGACGUGAGACACAGGAAGUGACCUGGAUUUGGAUUUUCAUGUGUUCGUAGAGACUUUAAGGUUUUAACUGUUUGGUAGAAUUGAUGCUUAGUUGGUGUUUGAAGUCAUUCCAGCCCUGUGCAAUAUGGAAGCACGUCGGGGGCGGGGCUGCCCACAGGAUUAUUAUUAUUUUAAUUUUUUUUUUUUUUUUUUUUCUGGGACUCUUGAUGACAUAACGGGUCAGUCAGCAUGACAUCAUCACCCACCAAACAGCGCCAAGGUUGUUUUUCCUUUCUUUCUGAAUAACUCAUCACUCACUGUGUUUUCACCUCGCGGCGCCUUCGUGGCGUCCGUGUGGUGGUGAUGAUGCAAUUUCACAGAUGUAGCAGGUUUUAACCCACAGGUGUUUCUCCACACACAGUUAGCUUCGGCUUCGUUUUCUUUCCUCCGUCACGGCGAGCUGUUUGGUCCCCGAUCCGUGUUGUUGGACGGCCCUCGGCCCCCGCUCAGCAGGAGGGAAGUGAGUUUAAUCAGGAAUUCAUCGCCCUCAGAUUUGUUUUUGUGACGGCAGAGACUCGUUUGAUAGGGACAGCGGGAAACUGUGACUGUGUUUUCAGUCAGAAAGCUGCCAGAUCUGCAGAUAUUUGGCAGCUUUCCCCUCCAAACGGACUCCUCCUUCCCGUCUCAGCGCGUAGUAUUUAGCUCGCCUCGGUUUUUUCCUGCUCACCUCCUCCGCCCCCGCUAGCAGAGAGAGAGGAAAUGAUUGCGGUGACGUUUUAUUUUUAUCUCUUAAUUUAUUGAGUGUUUGUUUUUGAAGAGCGUGUGUUUCCACCCUGUGUGACAGUCUCAGUUACCUCAAACCCUGGAAAAAAAUAUAAAGGAUCAGCUGGAGGCUGAGGACACCGGGGGGGUGGGGAUGGGGGGGUUGGUUGGUUAUCUGACAAAAUGAAACUGUUUUUCCCAUCAUUCCUCAGAUUGUGAGUCGGUGGAGAGAGAUGCUGCUGUCUUUAAAUUCCUGUUCUGGUCCGAGGCUCAGGUGUCCUCCUGUAGAUUAUGAACUGUAUGAAACCAUAAAAGGACGCCCUGGUACUGAUCCAGGUGUGGGUGCGGGAUGGUAAAGGUGCUUCUCCCCCCCCAGGAUCCUGGAACCUAAAGAGCCCAGGAACUUUCAUCAUCAUCUAAAUCUCAUUAAAAACCAGUCACAGCUUCUCCUUAGAGAUCUGAUUGUCUUCCUCUGCAGGAAAACUCAGCAAAUGGAAGCUCUGAUUUUCUUUUUUCUUUUUUUUUUCUGAUCAUGAUCUUAAAAGUUUUUCAUGUUUUUGGCCUAAAAACAGGUGGAAAAAAGGAGCUCGAGUCCCCACAGAUGUUUUCUGGUGAAGUUACAGCUGUGGUAUAAAAGAUGGACAUUGCUACAGAAGCCAAUGCAGAAGUGCCUUAAACCUGCAUUCUUUCUAAUGGCCAGCAGGGGGUGACUCAUGGCUGCACAGUGAGGGGGGGAUCUGUGGUAUGUGUGCUCUGCUCUGGUUUCAGUCGGAUCGUCCCGUCCUCGUUAUAUCUGCUUUCAAAAUAUGAGCGAUGGGGAAAACAGGACUUCACGAGCCAAUCAGUGUCCAUGACAGCCAUGUCCAUCUUUUAUAUACAGCCUGUGCGCUCGUCUCCUUGUGGCCUGAAUGAAAAUUGCAACAACGGCUCCUGCUGACUUUAAUCUGUCAGACUGAGUGAAUCCUCAGAGCUUCAGCUCGAUCCAGUCGAGGCGCUGCCGCUCUGAGAUCGAGGAGAAAAACAGCAAAGACUCACUGCAGCGUUUUAUCCUCCUCACAAACCGAGUCUCUGUUCAGAGCCUCGGUGGCAUUUCUGUGCACGCUGCUGUUAAUGGAAACGGGGGGGGUCCUCACUCAGCUCGACAGAGGAGUGCAGUCUGAAGGAGCUUCAGAAAAAGCUGUAGAUCAGACUCAGGUCAGGGCUUUCAUCCCAACCAUCAGGAUUUCAUCUGAAGCUCAAGAUCACCUGGAAGGAGAAGAUGUGAACAGUGGAUUCAGAUCCUGGUCAGAUAUCCGAGCUUCUCUCGUGGACGUGUCGGUCGAUGUUCCAGGUUUCAGCGUCUGAGCUGCUGUUAGUCGCUGCUCGAUAAACUGAAGUAUUCCAGCUACAAGCGGAGGCUGCGUGCAGCGGCGGGCUGUCUAGAUGUUGGUGACCAGCAGCUCUCGAGUCUUCAGUAACUGGUUGAAAGGAGUUUUUGGCCUUCAUCAUGAAGUGAGGAUCUGCAGGUUUCGUUCAGCCCAUGAGUGACCGCGCUGGUGGUUUUGGUAACAAACUGAUCGUUCACCGGUUUGUAAACUCGCUGUAACUUUAACCGUCCAGACGUUCGGAGCUGUGCCUAAAACUCGAGCUGCAGACUCGACCUUUGCUUCCUGUUAGGAGACCUGCAGCGCUGCUGAUGCAGAAUAAUCAGUCAGAACUUCAUCAGUCAAAUGAUGGUUUGUGUUUAAUGCAGCAGGUCAAUAAUCCUCAGCUGUUAUCGGUAGUUAAUAAUAUUCUCAUUUUGGUGUAUAAAUCAUCCUGACCCUGAUUUUCAUUUUCCUGAAAAUAUUUAAAUGAUAAGUUUCUCCUUUUAAAGGUCUGACAGGUAGUUCUCACCUGUGUGCUCACUCAGUCCUCAACAAAUGAUGUUCAGGUUGUCAGAGAAACUUCAUAUCAGGCCUCAAAGUUUUGGAUGAGCUGCAGCCGCAGCAGAAACGUUUUAGGAGCUCAAACCGUGUGGAGAUUCAGGUUAAUUGUGUUUGAUGCAGUGAGUCUAAAACCAUCAGUGUGGUCCUGAUCAGCGGCCCCCUCCAGACAGACGGAGCUCUAAGGGUCAGCCGGAGCCGGGGAAGCUGCUGCUUACAAAGGAAAGAGGAACCUGCAGCUCGUGGCUCCUCGCUUCCCGGAAGCUUUGAAAACGCUGCGUUCGGAUUGGUUCGGAGCUCCGGGCGUCCUCGCCGGUCCCUCAGUCUCCUGGUUUCUUUAAACCUCCCGGGAACCCCUGAAACCUCAGCUGGAGCCUGCGCGGAGAGGCCGGCUUGUAUAUCUGCAUGUGUAUAUUUAUUAGCCCGUGGAGAGCGUUUGGGUCCGGAUGCUGUGCAAUGGUUCAGUCUGUCGAUGACGAGAAACCUUUGUGGUCGUUUUAUUUAAUUCAGCUUAGGAAGUGAUUUUAUUAGGAGGGGUUUAUUUCUGUUUCUGUUGUGAUCUAAUUAGAUUUUAUUAUUUUUCAGAGUCCGGAGAGGAGAACGUUUGUGCCCCCCCCCCCCCCCCCUCCAAACAAACAAACAAACAAACAAAAACGUGGUGACCGUGAUGCGUUUUAUGGCUUUUUAAAGUCGCAGCGUUUGGUCACAUGACUGAGAUGUUGCUGGUUAUUGGAUGGAUUUCUCCUAAAAGCCUCCUCAGUGAUGUCUGUGGUUUUAGGGCACAGCGGUUACAGGAGACGCCUGCUUCCUGUUUGACCCCCGCUGAGGUCUGCGCUCGCUCCUGUUUGUGGGGGUUUUCCCUCUCAGCACUUAUUUCAGGAUGGUGGGAGGUGCAGGGGGGAGAGGUCAGUCGUGCACGUUUAACAUUUUAAAAGUGAGACGCAGUGACUUUUCUGUGAGGAUCAUUAAAAUCUAACACUUUGAUUAUUGAUCAUUUUCUAGUCUCGCAGCACGCUGAAGUUUGUUUGGCCUCCUUAUGAAUUAUCCGUAUAUAUAAAAUAUUGUUGGUACUGGAAACCUCCUCCAGGAGGUCGCGUGAUGGAGUAACUGUUGGAGCAGAUGUUGCUGCAGGUGGAGCCGGGAUCCAUUCAGUUGUUUCGGGGUCGAGUCUGCAGAGUCCCCGACACGACCAUGAAUCAAUAUUUCCCUUUCAGUUCAUGCAGACAUCAUAACACUUGCUGCAGAUGAAGUUGUUUUAUAAAGUUUAUGACUGACACUUUGCUCCUUCGUGGAAGGACACAAACCUGCACGUCUCCUCCAUGAAGUCUAUAAACGACAGAUUUUGAGCACCCGGCGGUCUCGAACCUGUGACGCCGAGGCUGCGUCGGGACGGUCGCGCCGACGUUUCCCCUCCGGACUCGUCUCGUUUCUGUCGUCGUGGUCGUAGAGCUCCUUCCAGGUUAGGAAGCGUUUUUAAACUAGGCGACCUGUGUGGUCUUUCCCUCCCUGCACUGUUCUCAGAUCAGCCGUCAGGUAAGUUCAGGAUCUCAGUUCUUUUGUUCCUCUAAAGCGGACGGACGGACGGCUGCUCCUCUGUAGAGAUUAGACUCGUUUUUCUUCUAUGAAAAGAAACUUGAUGUGUUGGUUAUUCUAAAUAUGAUGUUUUAAAAGAUGUUUUUGUCUUUGUUUUAGCAAAGUGUUUUUUUUUUUUUUUUUUAGGUUUUUUUUUUU
This is a messenger RNA of Archocentrus centrarchus (flier cichlid), 6506 nucleotides long. It is a transcript of the gene nlk1, whose product is annotated as nemo-like kinase, type 1. The transcript is spliced from 12 exons. Gene Ontology annotation, biological process: protein phosphorylation. Gene Ontology annotation, molecular function: MAP kinase activity; ATP binding. The record is from RefSeq and is a predicted model, not a curated record. Lineage: Eukaryota; Metazoa; Chordata; Actinopteri; Cichliformes; Cichlidae. Bases 413 to 1840 code for a protein of 475 amino acids.